Morchella sextelata is the source of this 3279-nucleotide messenger RNA. RefSeq lists its product as uncharacterized. The coding region runs from base 1 to 3279 and encodes 1092 amino acids. Gene Ontology annotation, cellular component: nucleus. NCBI's taxonomy places the organism in Eukaryota, Fungi, Ascomycota, Pezizomycetes, Pezizales, Morchellaceae. The record is from RefSeq and is a predicted model, not a curated record. The transcript has 4 exons. Gene Ontology annotation, biological process: positive regulation of transcription by RNA polymerase II. Gene Ontology annotation, molecular function: DNA binding; ATP binding; ATP-dependent chromatin remodeler activity.
AUGGAGGAGACGGGGAGGAAGAGGGAGCGCUUUUUGCUCGAGUAUGGGUAUUUGUUUGAGGCGCUGCUGCCGGAGAGUAAUUAUAUUGCGAAGCUGAGGGCGAAAUAUGCGGCUAGGAACGAGAAGGUGGAAGUCCCGAGUGCCAAUGGCAUGCCGGAGGUUACAGAUAAGGUUGAGGUCGAGGUCGAGGUCAGAGGCGAAGAUAAGCCCGCGGCCGGAGCUGAGGUCGAACCAGAGGCCAAGCCUGAACUCAGAACUGAAAUCCAAGUCGAGGACAAAUCCGAGGUCACCACCGAAGUUGGGGCCGAAGUCAAGGCCGCGGGUUCCGAGCCCACAGCAGUACCAAUUGAACUCGCCGCUGUCCCAUACAAGCUGCUCGAGAAGCAGCCUCCCAACGUCACCGCCACCAUGAAAGGCUACCAGCUCUCCGGCCUCUCCUUCCUCGUCUGGCUCUACAAUAACGGCUCCUCCGGCAUCCUCGGUGACGAAAUGGGGCUUGGCAAAACGCUCCAAACCCUCUCCCUCUUCUCCUACCUCACGACCUUCCACCCCUGCCCCGCCGACCAGCAGCGCCCCUUCCUCGUCGUCUGCCCCCUCUCCGUCGUCUCCUCCUGGGUCUCCGAAUGCAAAAAGUGGACCCCCCACCUGCGCGUGCUGCGCCUCCACGGCCCCGCCGAGGAGCGCGACCGCCUCAAGAAGGUUGCGGAAACGGGCGAGACCUUUGGCCUCGACGCCGACGACGACAGCGAGCGCGGGUACGACGUGGUCAUCACCAGCUACGAGGUUUUCGAGCGCGAGAAGCAGUGGUUCCGCCGCGCGUUCGUCUGGCGCUAUGUAGUCCUCGACGAGGGCCACAAGAUCAAGAACGAGAAGACCAACGUUGCCUCUGCGCUGCAGGGGCUAAGCGCCGAGUAUAGGCUGAUCCUCACGGGCACGCCGCUGCAGAAUAAUCUCACGGAGCUGUGGGCGCUGAUACAUUGGCUGUUCCCGGAGGUGUUUAACGUCAACACGAGCAAAGUGUUCUCGGACGCGUUUGACCUCACGGCGGGGAAGAAUGAUCUGAAGGUGAUGGAUAACGCGAGGAGGCUGCUGGAGCUGAUCAUGCUGCGCAGGAUGAAGGAGAGUAAGGGCGUGAACCUGGGGCUGCCGAAGAAGACGGAGGUGAUCCUGUAUCUGCCGCUGGUGCCGAUGCAGCGGUUCUGGUACAAGCGGCUGCUGACGAGGCUGGACAAGGGCGUGCUCGAGCAGGUGUUUAAGGAGGCGAAGGAGAAGGCGAUCGAGGAGGAGAAGGAGGCCGAGGACCAUGGGAAGGGGAUUGUGGCAGAUAAGGAUCUGGAGAACUUGGGCGUGGGCGAUGAGCAGUGGGGCGAGACGAGGAUGAUUGUCGAGAAGGCGAUUAAGGAGAAGCAGGGCACGCAGUGGCAGAAGCUGAUGAAUCUGUUGAUGCAGCUGCGGAAGUGCUGUUCUCAUCCAUACCUCCUACCCAACGCUGAACCGUCCCCGCCCAUAAACGGCCCACAUGUCAUCCUGGCGUCGUCAAAGUUCAUCCUCCUCGACAAGCUGAUCGACGAGCUGUGCCUCAAGCGCGGCCAAAAGGUCCUGCUCUUCUCCGGCUUCACCAAGAUGCUCGACAUCUGCGAGGACCUGAUGCAGCUCAAGGGCGGCGACGGCACCAAAUUCAAGUACGGGCGCCUCGACGGCAUGACCGCGCGUGCCCGCCGGAAUCUGGCGAUCCGCCUGUUCAACAACGACCCUGACUACAAGGUGAUGCUGAUCUCGACGCGCGCCGGCGGCCUGGGUAUCAACUUGGCGAGCGCGAGUAACGUGGUUAUGCUAGAUAGUGAUUGGAACCCGCAGGCCGACCUGCAGGCACAGGCGCGUGCGCACAGGAUCGGGCAGACGCAGGAGGUCACGGUGUACCGGCUCAUCACGCAGGGCACGGUGGAGGAGCAGAUGAUGGGGCGCAUCCGCAAGAAGCUGUAUCUGUCCGCCAAGGUCACGGAGUCGAUGCGCGACAUCCACACAUCGACGUCGUCGGUCAAUGCUACGUCCAGCGCAGAGGACAACAUGCCGAACCUGACCACCUCGCAGCUCAUGAGCCUUGUGCGCUCGGGGUCGCGGGCCAUCGCGCGCGAGGAGAUCGACCCGACGGAGAUGCUGAAGUGGGACUGGGCGACCACGAUCCAGAAGUGCACGGAGUACUCGCAGAAGCUGCAGCACGAGGAGACCGCGCAGGAGGCGGCCGACAACGAGGACGAGGAGAAGCGCUGGCUCUCGGAGAUGGAGAAGGUCGAGACGCGUGUCUUCGAGGGCAAGAACCACGUGCGCAACACGCAGCGCGACAGCAACCACGAGAUCUCGGCCGAGUGGACGCGCGAGUCGCGCCGCCUGGGCAUGGAGCGCGUGGUGAUGGUGGACGGGCACCCGGUGCUCAAGGAGACGAUCGGCAACAACGCCUGGGAGGCGGUCGCCACAAUGGCCGGCAAGGACCCGCGCUUCGCCGAGCCGCCCAAGCGCAAGCGCAAGGCGAUGGAGCACCAGGACUACUGCCAGAUCUGCUACGACGGCGGCGAGCUGAUCCUCUGCUCGGGCUGCCCGCGCACCUACCACUACGGCUGCCUCCCGCGCGAGUUCCAGCUCAAGAGCAAGAGCAAGAUGGGCCAGUUCUACUGCCCGCAGCACCAGUGCGCCGACUGCGCGCAGAAGACGACCAACGCCGGCGGCAUGCUCUUCCGCUGCCGCUGGUGCCCGAACGCGUACUGCGAGGACUGCAUCGACUUUGACCGCGUCGACCUGCUGGGCGAGAGCCUGCUCGAGUACGAGAACCUGGGGCUCGAGCCCAGCAGCCAGGCCUUCUACGUCAAGUGCGAGAGCUGCAUCGAGUACCACGCCGACGACGAGGAGAGCCGCCGCGUGUGCGAGGAGAUGGAGAAGGAGUGGGCGCAGAUUGGCGAGGUGAUCCGCAUCCAGGAGGCCGAGGCGGCGGCGAAGGUUGCGGCGGCGACGGAGCUCGAGGAGGUCGCGGAUAUGACGGAGGGGACGACGGCGCCCGGGUCUGAGGGCGUGCUGACGCCUGCUGAGGUGGAGUUCGAGCUGGUUGCGACGCUGGGCGUGACGGCGCUUGGGAAGGGGAAGCGGGGGAGGAGGAAGACGGUGGAGGUGGCGACGCCGGAGGUGACGGGGGGAAGGGGGCUGAAGAGGAAGAAGGCGGUGGCGGCGUCGGCGGCGGCGGCGGGGAGCGUGGGGAGGGUGAAGAAGGUGAAGGUGGGGGAGGCGUGA